UGAUUGACAGCGCUGCCAUGACAACCCCGCAUCAGCUGCAGGGUGUCCAAUGAGGAGUCAGAUCCAGGGUCCCUCCCUGACUCCCAGGUGAGCUAAAGAGUCGGACUACAGUGGUUUUCUGUCAGUCUGUCUCAGAGACACGCUUUGUCUCCUUUUUUUUGGUUUCAAUCUGUCAUCCAGAUGGUGUUCAGAUCACCGCUCGACUUUUUCUCAGCCUCCCGGAUCCUCCUGCCACACUUCGCGGAUGGGCCCCCUGUUCUGGCCCGCUCCCGGUCCCCGGAGGACCCUCCCUCCGCCUGUCCUCCCCUGGCUCUCCCGGGGUUGUGCUUCUCCGCGGCGCAGAUCGCCAGCGUCUGCGAGACUCUGGAGGAGACCGGAGACAUCGAGCGGCUGGCCCGCUUCCUCUGGUCCCUCCCGGUGACCGUGGAUGGCCGCGACUCCAUCUCUGAGCACGAGUCCGUGCAGCGGGCUCGCGCCGUGGUGGCCUACCACACGGGGAGUUUCCGCGAGCUUUACCACAUCUUGGAGACGCACCGCUUUACGCGCGCCUCGCACGGCAAACUGCAGGCGAUGUGGCUCGAGGCGCACUACCGGGAAGCAGAGAAGCUCCGGGGGCGGCCGCUCGGACCUGUCGACAAGUACCGCGUGAGGAAGAAGUUCCCGCUACCGAGGACCAUCUGGGACGGGGAGCAGAAGACGCACUGCUUCAAAGAGCGCACACGGGGGCUGCUGAGAGAGUGGUACCUGCAGGACCCGUACCCGAACCCCGGGAAAAAGCGGGAGCUGGCACACGCUACCGGACUCACACCGACUCAGGUUGGAAACUGGUUCAAAAACCGGAGACAGAGGGACCGAGCGGCGGCAGCCAAAAACAGGUUGCAGCACCACCGGAUGUGUCCGGAUGGUGCGCGGUCACCCAGCGGAGGAGAGUGCAGUCCAGACGAAAGAGAGGAGCGCGCAGAUGGAGAAACUCUUCUCUCAGUGACGGACAGUGACUCUGACUUGGAUGUCUGAGACUUUUAAAGUAUAAAAAUUGACUUUUAGGGGCCUGUUGUGGAUUACAAGAGAGAUAGAGAGUCAGUCAGGAUUUGGCUUGCAAUAAAAACAGCUUCAUCCUAAAUAUUCCCCCUGAACACCAAACAGAUAAUCUCACAGGUUACAUGAAGUUUUUUUUGUUUCCUGAGAUUGAUUUGUGUCAGUGCUGCUGGUUUUCUGUUUUUUAUUUUAUCCACCAGCUGCAGAUCAGACCCACAUUUCUGAUCUGUAGCUCCAUCACUGGAGGGUGAUGGAGCACAUCUGCUGACCAAGCUUCUAUCAACCUGAUUAAAGAGACAUCAAGCCGUGGACCCCUGUUGGACUUUAACCCAGGGACCCCCACACGGGAGGACCUUUACAGACUGAAACCUGCCAGUGAGCUAAUCACCCUUAUUUUCUCUAAUUAUGUGUCAUCAUUUCUUUUUAAAUGUUCCUUUAGAAGACCCCUGGACGUCCACUGCUGUAGACAAUCAAUACGCACUGAAGCCUAAACCUUCAUGUCUGGCUGUUUUUUAUUUUAUUUUUUUGUUUCUUUACCUUCACUUUAUUUAAAGUUCACUGUGCAGUCUGUGUGAUGUCGUACUUUAUGUUCAAUUUGAUGCCGAAUAAAUGUUUUGGUAUUUUAUAUAAAUAAAAUAAUUUAAUAUAUGACUGUUAUUGUGCCUAAUCUUCAUUAAUGACACCAUCUCUGUCAAAUAA
Centropristis striata (black sea bass) is the source of this 1734-nucleotide messenger RNA. It is a transcript of the gene six3b, whose product is annotated as SIX homeobox 3b. The record is from RefSeq and is a predicted model, not a curated record. The transcript has 2 exons. Gene Ontology annotation, biological process: regulation of transcription by RNA polymerase II; eye development. Gene Ontology annotation, molecular function: RNA polymerase II cis-regulatory region sequence-specific DNA binding; DNA-binding transcription factor activity, RNA polymerase II-specific. Gene Ontology annotation, cellular component: transcription regulator complex; nucleus. The coding region runs from base 181 to 1014 and encodes 277 amino acids. NCBI's taxonomy places the organism in Eukaryota, Metazoa, Chordata, Actinopteri, Perciformes, Serranidae.